Messenger RNA from Pestalotiopsis fici W106-1, 984 nucleotides. RefSeq lists its product as uncharacterized. Lineage: Eukaryota; Fungi; Ascomycota; Sordariomycetes; Amphisphaeriales; Sporocadaceae. The transcript has a single exon. Bases 1 to 984 code for a protein of 327 amino acids. The record is from RefSeq and is a predicted model, not a curated record.
AUGGAAGAAUUCAGGUCAAUGGCGCAGGAGAUCUGUUUUAGAUCUUCCUUUCCAAGGAGCCCAAGAGAGUACGUCUGCUAUAGUCUUACUGAAGAGUCCAUGAGUGAAUCCCACGAGGAGGAUUUGGCAGUCUUCUUUUCAUCAGUCGAUCAGGCUCCGACGCUGAGACUCGGUCUCAUCCCCACCGAUGAGCAUCGCCGUCCGUGUAUCAGCGGUGCCGCGUUGCGCAGUCUCUGGGCACCAGACGUUGCUGGCUUUGACGAUGGCGCACUUUGGUUGCUCCAUCACAAGUAUGAUGGGUAUCAUCACUUUCCGGGAGACGGCGAAAUAGAAACCUUCUUUUUUGGAUAUUCGCGGCAAGCGAUUAUAUGGACAUACAAUCGUCGUACGCUUUCCACCCGGGCUAUGCUCGUUGCGCGAUUGCCAAAUCUAUCGCCCAGUCGGUUGGCUGCAGAAAUAAGUGAAAGGGCCCAGUCGCUACUGUUACUCGUGCUCGAGAGGCACGCCCGACACGUCUCUUCUCCCAACUUCAUGGGCUACACAUUCGCCGUUUCAGUCUGUUUCCUCUAUGAUCACUACGAUAACCAGCAUGAACUAGCUCAAAUCCAAGAGAUUGAGGCUGCUACGGGGUUCCAGUGGCUAGGAACGCCUUUGCGAGAGGGGUUUAGUAUCGACCAGAUCACAAAGUGGCUGCAGAUAAGCGGCCAGGUUCUGAUUGCAUACUCGGGGCGAAAGCGGUCUCUCGGAGCGAUUGAAUCGCUGCUGGACCAUUUGAACUCGGAAUUGGAUGAUGAAUACCUAAGUCCUUGCGAGACAGCCUUGCGAAAUCAUGCAAUGGAUUCUCGUCACCAUUUAUCCGAGGCCAUUCCCCAAUUGAGACGGCGCAUUCAUGCCUAUGACAAGUAUAUGGAUUACAUGACUUUUCGCGUCGAGCGCCUGUCCAGCGUUGUAAAUACCAACCCCGUCAUUCAAACGUGGACAUGA